CACGCACGCUUGAAGGAUUUAGGGUUCAAUCAAUCUAGGGUUUAUCAGACGGAAAGCAUUAUAUUGUUGGGGGUUACGGCAGUGAGUCUGCGUAGAAGGGUAGAAUAAUUUCACCGGAGAUUUAUAUCUCCCGCCAGCGAUUCUCAAACAUGGCUAGAGGGCUAAAGAAGCAUAUGAAGAGGCUCAAUGCUCCCAAGCAUUGGAUGCUUGACAAACUUGGUGGCGCUUUCGCUCCUAAACCAUCGUUUGGGCCUCAUAAAUCUAAGGAAUGCUUGCCGUUGAUCCUCAUACUGAGGAACCGGUUGAAGUAUGCCUUGACUUACCGUGAGGUUCAAUCUAUUUUUCUGCAACGACAUGUGAUUGUUGACAACAAGGUCAGGACCGACAAGACUUACCCUGCUGGUUUCAUGGAUGUUGUUUCUAUUCCCAAGACCAAUGAAAGCUUCCGUCUUCUUUAUGACACAAAGGGUAGAUUUAGACUGCACUCAAUCAGAGACGAGGAAUUAAAGUUUAAAUUGUGCAAGGUUCAUUCAGUUCAGUUUGGUUCAAAGGGAAUUACAUACAUCAACACCUAUGAUGAUCGAACCAUUCGUUACCCCGACCCACUCAUCAAAGCUAAUGACACCAUCAAGCUUGAUCUAGAAUCAAACAAGAUUGGAUUCAUCAAAUUUGAUGUUGGUAAUGUUGUUAUGGUAACUGGUGGACGAAACACUGGCCGAGUUGGAAUCCUUAAGAACCGGGAAAAACCUAAGGGCAGCUACAUGUAAAAAUUACCUGAUUAACAAUUGAAUAUGGUAUCGUUUUUUUAAUAUUUGACAACAAGAAGACAACCAUGCCGUCUUGAAGCCUUUCUGCCGUUAUACCAGGGUAUGUGCAGAUCCUUCAGCAACGUUCUGGUUUCAAAGGCAUUGACAAGAUUAAUCCAGAUGCUUGGCCUGCACUCAUAGCAUAUUUAUCAACAGACGAAAAUGGAAUUGUAAGCCUUUCAUUUGGCUUUGCCACCUGGCUGUUGGUUCUGCUCGGUCGAGUGUGGGAGACUCAGUUACGUUAUUAAGGUUUUGGUUACCCGCAGAGCACAAAAAGUUCCUGAUACACUUGUGGACACCAUAACUAAUCUUGACAUGAAGUGGGUUGUAGUUCAUGGCAACAUGCUUCAGAAGAAGAUAAGUCGUUGCUUGCUGAAGCUGCUGAUAUUUUUCAUGCGAGUGUUGCUUUUAUUCUACCAAUCAUCUUGUUAUCUUUUGUCUAUGUGGCGGAUUUGUUUUUGCAUUUAAUCUGCAAAUGAGCAUAAUUAGCAAGCAUUUACUCUGUGGGUUACAGGAUGGUUUCAAUCCGAUCAUCGAUUCGGUAACCGGAAAAGAUUUCAUUGAGUCUAUGACAUAUGGGCGGAGUUUGGGUUUGCAGCUCACUGGAGAUACAAAGAAGGAGACUGCAUGCAUUCCACAUUUGUGCUACAGAUGGUUGAAUGGGCCCGUUGGGUGGUGACCUGGCAGUGUGAGACAAUGAUGAAAGAGCAAUCGUCCAUUGGCUACACAGAUGACAUGAAACCACCCUGCAAAUUCCGUUUUCAUUCUGAAGAUUGCCCGCAUUCUUACAAACCUUCUUGUGGAUCUGAUGGACCCGUGUUUGUCAUCGUGAUCGAGAAUAACAAGCGGGAUUUCCCUACGUGAUGCGGCAGUUCGAUUGGAAUAGGUAGGUACUACAUCAUCAACGGCUAUGGAUCCUUUGCUCUCACUCGGAAAGAUUACAAAGGUAAUAUCUAUACUAUAUAUAUAAUGCAUAUCCGAACACUCGGAACCGGUAGGAUAUCUGUUUAUAUUUAGUUAUUUAGUUAAAUAAAUAAUAAAACGAACAUAAAACAUCUAUUGUAUAUACUCCUUGUAUCUCUUUAUGCCGAUGAAAUUGGAGUUCUAUCUCCUAAUCAGCAGCAGGUUGAUGGACUAUAUGCUGGUGAGGUAAGCAUACGUUUCAAUGAUACACUCCUGGUAUUCUGUAUACUUGUAAGUUAAUGACACAAUUACUAAAAGCUUAUGUCAUAACUUUAUUGUUUCACAAUAUUUUCAAUUACAUUUAGUCUGGAUCGACAUAUUCACAAGCUGUAAUCGCCACUUCCACUGUUGGGUUAAAACAGUGGAUGAAACCAAUGUUGGGUUAAAACUUAAAA
Messenger RNA from Helianthus annuus (common sunflower), 2164 nucleotides. Its product is annotated as 40S ribosomal protein S4. Gene Ontology annotation, cellular component: cytosolic small ribosomal subunit; ribosome. The record is from RefSeq and is a predicted model, not a curated record. Gene Ontology annotation, biological process: translation. Lineage: Eukaryota; Viridiplantae; Streptophyta; Magnoliopsida; Asterales; Asteraceae. Gene Ontology annotation, molecular function: structural constituent of ribosome; RNA binding.